Molecule: messenger RNA, 489 nt
Organism: Knipowitschia caucasica
Lineage: Eukaryota; Metazoa; Chordata; Actinopteri; Gobiiformes; Gobiidae
Source: the annotation of a GenBank genome assembly
AUGUCCCGUGCCCCGCCAUGUCCCGUGACCCGCCAUGUACAGUGCCCCGCCAUGUCCCGUGCCCCGCCAUGUCCCGUGCCCCGCCAUGUCCCGUGCCCCGCCAUGUCCCGUGACCCGCCAUGUCCCGUGCCCCGCCAUGUCCCGUGCCCCGCCAUGUCCCGUGCCCGCCAUGUCCCGUGCCCGCCAUGUCCCGUGCCCCGCCAUGUCCCGUGCCCCGCCAUGUCCCGUGCCCCGCCAUGUCAUGUCCCGUGCCCCGCCAUGUCAUGUCCCGUGCCCCGCCCCGUCAUGUCCCGUGCCCCGCCAUGUCCCGUGCCCCGCCAUGUCCCGUGCCCCGCCAUGUCCCGUACCCUGCCCCGCCUUGUCCCGUGCCCCGCCAUGUCCCGUGCCCCGCCAUGUCCCGUGCCCCCGCCAUGUCCCGUGCCCCGCCAUGUCCCGUGCCCCGCCAUGUCCCGUGCCCCGCCUUGUCCCGUGACCCGCCAUGUCCCGUGA